Molecule: messenger RNA, 2884 nt
Organism: Macroventuria anomochaeta
Lineage: Eukaryota; Fungi; Ascomycota; Dothideomycetes; Pleosporales; Didymellaceae
Exons: 4
Coding region: 96-2771 (891 amino acids)
Biological process (GO): positive regulation of transcription from RNA polymerase II promoter by galactose; DNA-templated transcription
Cellular component (GO): nucleus
Molecular function (GO): RNA polymerase II cis-regulatory region sequence-specific DNA binding; zinc ion binding; DNA-binding transcription factor activity, RNA polymerase II-specific
Source: RefSeq, a predicted model, not a curated record
UCAUCCCUCAUCCGACACUCACUUCAUCCAUCCGAAGCAACUUCCAGCAGGAAAUGAUUCACGUGAUGGUCGCGUAAUGUCCAUAGCCGCGGACCAUGACGCGCCCGAAGGUACCUCCUGAACAGCGGCAGCGCACUGCUCAGGCAUGCGAGAGCUGCAAGAGGAGGAAGCAGAAGUGCAACGGCCUUUGCCCGUGUAACACAUGUGAAAAGCGAAACUUCAGCUGCAUAUACGCUGAUCGCGAGCCUGGUUCUCCUGGCGACGGCGGUCCACCCGCCAAGAGGCAAGCUGUUCAGGAUGGUGAAACUGAAAGUCCAUAUGCGGACGACAACUCGACUUCAAAUACACCCAGCAACAGCAACCAUUAUGCUUCACCCCUGGCACCAGCCAGAAGAAGAUCUUCAGCUGCCAACCGUCCGGCUCCAAAGGUUCAGGAGCCACGUCCACAUCCGCUGAAGCAAGAAACACUAUUCAAAUCGUCCGGUGCUAGACCAAGCGUAGAGGCAAUCACUGGAUUUCAACAACUGCCGACCAGCAAUGCGAACGGAGAGCAGCUUCCUGCCCGAUCGCGUGGAACUACUGUCGGUAGCGGUCCUGAUGAAGAAGCCAUCAUCUACAGUCAAAGCCGGAUGCUACAGGAUCCAACCGGUCGUGUUCUCUAUAUCGGAGACUCGGCAACCUUGUCAUUCCUUCAACUGCUACGAACGAUGGUCGAGACCGUUGCAGGAGGCUCACCGUUCACCAAUGAUCCGCGACGACAUAAGAUAGUCGAAGGCCAAUACUCGCUUCCCUCGGGGUACAGACACACUCAUCUGCUUCCUGAUGUGCAGACUGCUCGUGUGCUUGCAGAUGCUUUCUUCAUCAACACCCACGGGCUGCUUCAAGUGUUCGAAAGGGACCGCUUCCUGGAAGAGAUGGAAGCAUGUUACUCUGACCCAUUCCAAGUACAGCCACCGUGGCUUUGUCUCUUGAACAUGGUGUUCGCCAUUGGACUGACUAUGGCCACACCUCUUUCAGGCAGUCCGGAAGCGCUUAUCAUCGACAAACUUCGCAGUGAGCACCUUAACAGAGCAGAGGUGUUCUAUCUGAAUGCUAAAUCGAUGAACGAUCCUAUGAACGGUCUAGAAGACCAGGACUUUUGGUCUGUGCAAGCUCUGUUGCUCAUGUCUGUGUACAUGCUUGCCAAGUCAAAGCGAAACACUGCGUUCGCUCUACUUGGCAUGGCAGCUCGAUCUGCGCACGCACUUGGUCUGCACAGAGAGGAAACUAUGGUAAUCUUCAGCCACGAAGAGCAGACACAGCGCAAGAACCUCUGGAGAUCGAUCUUUGUUAUCGAUAGGUUACUGUCCUGUUCACUCGGUCGACCUACCGCCAUUUCAGAAGACGAUUGUUCUGGAGAUACACUUCACCCAUCUGAACCGUCACUUGAGCAGCCGUUCAUGCUUAACCCAGCGCCCGACUUCAACGAGACCGGACCAUGUGCGUUGGAGGCUGCCGUACGCAGCUGCUCCGUCAUAGGCGUCAUUUUGCGGAAAGUUUAUCAGCAGCGCAAGAUCAGCACACGCUUGGCGCAAGAAAUCGCCAACAUCUGCAAGUCAUGGCCACGCGCACUUCCUUCGAUUCUACACUGGCGACAAGCAGCGAAUGCGUCACCGAGUCAAGGUGUAGCAAUUCUACAUGUCAACUUGUUCUACUGCCAUUCGAUCAUUUUGCUGACCAGGCCAUUCUUUCUGUACAUACUGAACCUGGAGACACAACGGCAUGUCAACCAAAAUCAGCCUGGAAUCAGAGGGCCAAGACCAUACCUACGCAUGGAAAAGUUCAGCGAAGCGUGCGUCAUCGCAUCAACACACACGAUUCUACUGGUACAAAAUGCAUUUGACGCUGGCUACUUGUCAAGACGGAAUCCUGCAGUCAUUUACUUCCUCUUCGCCGCCACACUAGUCAUACUCGCCAACGAGUUCGCUGGUCUCUACCGGGUAGAUGCUUCAGACACUUGCAUCCUCAACGCAGUCAACAUCAUGAACUACUGCGCCGAGAGCGAUCAGCAAGCCAGCCGUCUCGUCUACAUCCUCAGUACCUUCCGCGACGUCGUGGCCCAGCAACGCAUGCGGCGCAAGCAAAGCCAACCCGACAACACCAACCUUCCCAGCAUAUCUUCGCAACUCUACGGCGUCGCAGCGCCAGCACAGCAACACGCCCAACACCCCGAUGCAGGUCUAGCGAACUCGACAGACCCCAUGAACGCAACAUCCCGGCUUCAUCAAGUCCCCAUACACAUCUACCCCGGCAUGCAAACCGCGCCCCUCGACGCCACACCACCAGCCUUCCAACCAUCACACCUUAUACAUGCAAAUUCGCUUCCGAACCAGAACAUCAACCAGCUCUCACCCCCGCAAACAGACUUCUCUGUGCACCUCUCGCCAAUCCAGGACCUAUCCAACAGCGCGCCCGGCUCGGAGUCGUACAACCUCAGUGCCUCCGCGCUGAACACGCCAUCUAAGCCACUGAGUUUGAACACGAUGCUGGACUUGAGUGCCCUGGACAAUACGAGGGUGCCGAGUCUGCAUAGUGACGAGAGUGGGCUGGAUGAACAUAUCGAUUUUGAUGCGCUGUGGGCGUGGUCGAGCAAUACGCCGGCGAUGGGGAGUCCAAGGCCGGGUGGAGAGGGUGCGAAUGCAGGUGGAGGACAGGGUAUCGGAGGUGCAGGGGAAGGGGCGCCGGUGCCACUUUUUGGUAUUAGCCAUGAGGGGCUUGAGAGGGGGGAGUAGGUCGUUCCGUCCGAUUUAUGGUUGAGCGUUGUUAUGGAAGAUAUGGCCACGGCAACUGGAUAGGAAUUGCUAUGGCGUCGGUUUAGCUGGUCUGGACAGGGAGGUAACACACA